Messenger RNA from Thrips palmi, 5569 nucleotides. RefSeq names its product 1-phosphatidylinositol 4,5-bisphosphate phosphodiesterase gamma-1 (gene sl). The transcript is spliced from 21 exons. Gene Ontology annotation, biological process: phospholipid catabolic process; positive regulation of epithelial cell migration; phosphatidylinositol-mediated signaling. The record is from RefSeq and is a predicted model, not a curated record. Gene Ontology annotation, molecular function: phosphatidylinositol-4,5-bisphosphate phospholipase C activity; calcium ion binding; protein binding. NCBI's taxonomy places the organism in Eukaryota, Metazoa, Arthropoda, Insecta, Thysanoptera, Thripidae. Bases 394 to 4086 code for a protein of 1230 amino acids.
UAGUGGACCAUCGGUAAGGCUUCACUUAGUGGGCUUUUAAUGAAGCUAAUUGUCUGUGGAUUUCGGUCUAUCGCACACAUAAUUUGGGUGGGCGUGUCUGCCUUUGAGUGACUUCAGUCGUGUUGAACUUGAGGCGAUGUAACACUGUGUAACACGCAGAACAUAGGUUAAGGGUUUCUGCAUCAAUCACCGAAUCAACAGGAUGUGGCUCCACAUACCCAAGCAAACGAAGUGAUUUUCGGCUUGAAACAGCAGACCUGGACUUGAAUGAAGUCCUAGUCUUUCGUUAACUUCGUUGAUAGACGCCGGCUGGAAGGUACGAUGGGCGGUUUCUGCCAUUCUGGAACAUUUUGCUGACAUUCCAGUGAGACAAAUAUAUCAAUAACCUUCAAGAUGAUGUCCAUACCUAACGGUAUCUGUACCAUCUCAGAAAUGGAACAUAAGAUCUCCCAACUGGAGAGGGGCUGUGUUGUCACCAUAUUUUUUCCCCGACGCAAACCAGAAAGCAAAACUCUCCAGAUAAGACGAGAAACUCGACAAGUCUUAUGGUCAACCGCUCGGUCUGCAGUAAACACAGUUGACUUGUGGGAAGUUAAAGAAAUUCGAGGUGGAAAGAGUUCAAAGGAUUUUGAAAUGUGGCCUGAAGAAGCCCAACACAAAAGUGCCACCCAGUGUUUUCUAAUUUUGUAUGGUUCUCAGUUCAAUUUGAAAACAUUGUCCAUAGCAGCAUCAUCAGAAGCUGAGUGCAGGACAUGGAUACAAGCAUUAGAAUACCUCUUGGCCGACACUUUAAAUUCACCCUAUCCUCUGCAUGUAGAUACUCUUCUACGCAAAGAAAUUUACAAAAUUCCAGGCGAAAAAGUUACUCUAAAAGAUAUGAAAGCAUUUCUUAGACGAGUAAAUUGCAAGAUACCAACUGGAAGAUUAAGGGAGCUUUUCAAUGAAGUUGACACACGAAACAGUGCUCAAUUAGGCUUUGAUGAAUUUUCUUCUCUUUUCCAUAAACUAAUUUUUGAUGAAAAGCUCUUCAAUGAGCACUUCAAGAAGUAUACAAGUCUUACAGGAGGUAAAUAUUGUGUAACCAUUCAAGAUUUCCAAAGAUUUCUUCUAGAAGAACAGCAUGAAAAGAAUGCUGAAAAUCCAAAAUGGGUAUCGGAAGUUAUGAGGGAUUUUCUGAGAGAUUCUCAGAGGGAGGUCAAAGAGCCCUAUUUUACCACAGUGGAGUUUAUGAACUUUCUCUUCUGCAAACAAAAUGAUUUAUGGGAUUCUAGUCACAACAAAGUUACACAUGACAUGAAUCGCCCCCUUUCACAUUACUGGAUUGCUUCUUCUCACAACACGUACUUGACUGGUGACCAAUUUUCAAGUCCUUCCUCAGUUGAGGCCUAUGUCAGAUGUCUACGUAUGGGUUGUCGUUGUAUAGAACUGGAUUGCUGGGACGGGCCUGAGGGAAUGCCAUCCAUUUAUCAUGGUCACACUUUCACAAAACGAAUCAAAUUCAUUGAUGUAAUCAAGACGAUCAAGGAACACGCCUUUGUAACAUCAAAGUGGCCUGUUAUAUUAUCUAUUGAAGAUAAUUGCUCUCUUCCACAACAAAGAAACAUGGCUGCUGCUAUGCAAAAAGUUUUUGGUGAUAUGCUAUUAACAGAGCCUGUUGAAAAGAAUGAAACUGCAUUGCCGUCUCCAGAAAGGUUGAAAGGGCGGAUCUUGAUCAAACAUAAGAAACUGCCAGAUGGUGUUGAAGAAACAUCAUUUGUUGUGCCAAAAGAUAGCAGUGAUGGCGCUGAACCAGACCUCCGUAAUACUAAUUGCAAGGGAUACUUGCAUGUGGAGGAUCCUGCUGAUAAAGAGUGGAAGAAAUUUUUCUUCAUGCUCUCACAGCACAAGUUGAUACGCAUUGACAACAGCCCUUCCGAAAGUAUGGACAACCAAGAAGAAGGCAGAUCGGAAGAUUGGCAGGAUAACGAUGAAGAAUCCAAAGAAGACCAGCCUGCCGGGUUCCAGCGACAGAAAGAGGGUGUACCAAAUGACGAGCUACACUUCAGUGAAAACUGGUUCCAUGGCAAGUUGGCUCGAGGCCGAGCUGAAGCAGAGGAUCUGCUGCAUCAACAUUCCCACCUAGGAGACGGUACGUUCCUGGUUCGGGAAAGUGAGACAUUCGUUGGUGAUUAUUCCCUCUCUUUUUGGAGGCAAGGCAAAGUGAAUCAUUGUCGUAUUCGCUCAAAGCAAGAGAAAGGUCAAAGAAAAUAUUAUCUCAUUGAAAUGAAUUGCUUUGAUAACCUUUAUGACCUCAUCACCCACUACCACUCUCAUCCACUGAAGAGUCAGGAAUUUCACAUUACAUUAAAAUAUCCAGUUCCCCAACCCAUGAAACACAAAGGCAAAGAGUGGUUUCAUCCUAAUGUCACUAGAUCUCAAGCUGAGGAUAUGUUGCGAAGAGUUCCUGUCGACGGUGCUUUUCUAGUUCGUCCCUCAGGAGCGAACACCUACGCUCUCUCAUUUCGGGUUGGCAGAGUUAUUAAGACCUGCCGUAUCCAAGUAGAAGGUCGACUGUAUACUAUUGACUCCAAAGAAUUUGAGAGUUUGGUAGACCUGGUCAGUUAUUAUGAAAGGAAUCCCUUGUAUCAUCGAGUGAAACUUAGAAAGGCUGUCAGUGCUGAAGUAUUACGGAGGAAUGGCACAAAUGUGGAUGAUGGUGCUAAUGUUUACACCACACCAGGAUACAUGGACCCUAGCUGCUUCACAUCAUCAGGGGUGAUUACUGUGAAGGCAUUAUUUGACUACCAAGCCCAUCAUGAUGAUGAGUUGUCUUUUCCGAAGCACGCCAUCAUUACCAAUGUGCGCCGGGUGGAAGGAGGCUGGUGGCGAGGUGACUAUGGUGGGAAAAGGCAGCACAUGUUCCCCUCUAAUUACGUUGAAGAGCUGCAUGGCAAUUCGGACUGUGAACACCCAACUCGAGUGGCAUCAGAAACCAGCCAGGCAGGACCUAUUGAUUUGACUGGUGCCACAGUAGAGUUCAAGCAAGAUGGACAUGUUGAAAACCCUUGGUACAUUCUACGUAUUCAGGGGCCUAACAUGCUCAUUCCGUUUGAGAUGGCUACAAAUAGCUUGGAAGAUGCAAACCGAUGGCACCAAGCCAUAAGAGAAGCUGCAGAGAAUGCCUCUGCUGAUGAAGCAAAAAACAAGCAGAUGGAGCGCAUUUCUCGAAUUGCUAAAGAAAUGUCAAACCUUGCUGUGUACUGCCGUUCUGUUGUCUUCAACACAGACAAACUAACCAGCGACCGUAUGGUUUUCAACAUUCAUGAGAUGUCAUCUUUCCCAGAAACUCAAGCUGAAAAAAUCAUUUGUCAAAAGGGAAGAAGUUAUUUUAUUAAAUACCACCAGCAUCAACUCAGCAGAGUUUAUCCAAAAGGUUCCCGAGUCGACUCUUCCAAUCCUGACCCAAUACCCUUGUGGAACAUGGGCACUCAGAUGGUUGCGCUAAACUACCAAAAGCCUGACAAAAGUAUGCAGCUUAACCAGGCUAAAUUUCGGAUUAAUGGCAACUGUGGCUACAUUUUGAGACCUGAUUUCACUUUUUCAAAUGAUUUUGACCCGAGUAAGCGUAGCCGCUUGUCAGGUGUUGACCCUGUUGUUCUUCAUGUUCGAAUUCUAUCUGCCCGUCAUUUGACUCGGCCAGGACGCUCCUCUGUUAGUCCUUUUGUAGAAAUUGAGUUGAUUGGAGCUGACUUUGACUCUGGCAUCAAACUUACUACCAAACCUGUUGCAGAUAAUGGUUUAAAUCCAACAUGGAACACAGAUUGUGAGUUUGAAGUUGCAAAUCCCAAUUAUGCUCUUUUGCGCUUUGAAGUCAGAGAUGAGGAUAUGUUUGGAGAUCCACAUUUUCUUGGACAAGCUACCUACCAAGUUCAGGCUCUUAAAUCCGGAUUUCGAAGUGUACCUCUGAAAAAUGGAUACAGUGAAGAUCUUGAACUGGCCACUCUGCUCAUUCACCUUAGUAUUACCCAUGUUCAGCAGGAGCCAAGUAGUCCAUCAUUGAAUUUGCCGAAUGUGGAUGACCAAACUGUCGCCCUCCUUGACUCCUGAUUGAAGGCAGACAGUCCAUCAUCACCACCAUUGUAGCAUAUUAUUAUGUGUGUUUUGUGAGACAGUGUGCAUGUGGAACAUCUUCUCUAACAUCACUUGUCUUGGUGCAACUUAACUUAUGAAUCAAGCUAUGCCUCUUAGCAUUUUAGUCAAUGUGUGCAUGCUCAUUAGAUAAUAUUCAAUGCAAGUACAGUAUGUUUUAAGCUUUCUUACAUACUGAUGAUAUUUAUUUGCACAUGGCAAUUGUGGGUCGUUUUUAAGAAUUUUAUUUUAAUCUCUAGUGUGACUGAUUCCAAGAAUGAUGAAACACUGUCUCAGUCAUAGCUCUAUAUAAUUCAUUGUUUAUUUGAAGGAGGAAUGACAAUUAUUAUUUUUUAUUUGACCAAAGAUACAAGAAUAAUGAUCUUAAUUAUGUUUGGACUAAAUGUUAUAUCAUGUUGUGUUUUAUAUUAUAGGAUUUUUUCUUUCUAUUUUUAAAUUGUUGCCACAUAUCAAUUUAAACCAAAUCAUAUCACAACAUUCUAUAGUUGCCUUUAUACUAUUGUCUGUUAAGUAUUUAAUUAUAUUUUUUGUUUGUUUAACAUGUUAAAUCUAAGUUUUUGAUGCAAGAUUAUUUAUUUGAUGUUGUAUCUCUAUAUACAGUCAUGCUAUUUUAUUACUAUUAACUCUUUUAAAUGUGUAUGAGCCUGGAAAAUGAUGAGGACUGAGAUAGUUAGGCACUGAGGUGAUCUCACAAUGGGUCGGUCGGUCGAGCAGUGGUUUAGGCACAGCGCUUGACUGUACAGUGGUGGCUCAAUGGGCGGAGUGCCUGAUCAAACAAAAAAGGAAAAUGUGAGUGUCAUCCACUAAGAGCAGAAUCUGGGUUCAGUCCGGCUGAGGAAAAUUUUGUUAUAUUUGAGAUUUGAACCCCAGUCUCUCUCAGCGCGGCAGACACCUCUGCUCACCUGACAGCUGACACUCGGUCUGCCCAAACUUAGACUGAGGAAAAUAAUUUCCGACCCAUUGUGGGAUCACCUUUUGACGGACGUUUGCUUCCAUUAUGACGUUAAAGGGAAUACAUAUAUUUUGCUGAUAUUUUUAAUACAUGCCAAUUCUUUUACUGCUGAUCUUAACCAUUAUGUGAAGUUUUUGGUUCUGUAGUUGUUCUAUGUUUGUGAGAGAUUUAGUCCGAUGUUCUUUAACUGUUUGCCCUUCCUCACUUCAUGGAAUGUGAGUUAUGGUAAAAGUGUCCUGUAUUAUUCUUUUCAGUCAUUAUCCUCUAUGUUUUUAAUUUACUUUGGCUCUGGUAUGGGAUUAUUUAAUUUACCAGUUAAAACUUUUGAGAUCUUGAACAAUUUUUUAUUUUGAAGCAACUACUUUACUUUUGUCUCGGUACAUAAGGCCAUUUUUCAAAUCUUCCUUACUUAAUAUCCUCCUAGCCUUUCCUGUCAGGUGUGUACUGGAUAUUUUGUUUUCUAUGUGAAUAAAGACUCUUUUUCAUUUA